GCCGCUGUCUCCUCUUCUGGAUGUGCUGUCCACGCGCCUUAUUGUUGCUUUUGCCGCUGCGCAGGAUGUGAGAGUGGUGGCGGGAGGCGACAUGGAUGUAUGCAGCGUGACAUGUCUGAGGAUUCUUUUCUCUUUCUACCUCAUCUUGCUGCCGCUCACAGCGAGGUGCAAGCCCGUCAUCUCCCCCGGCGGGCCCCACGUCGUGGUCCCCAAGAGGGGCCGGCUGGAGCUUCGUUGCCAUGACAACGCCACCGCCUCCGGGCUCAGGUGGCAGAGGGACAAGGCUCGCCGACUGGAGGGAGAGGCAGAGGAUGGGGGCGUGGCCGUGGUCAAGGUGGCCGCCGCGCAGCCCUACCACAUGGGCCGCUACGUGUGCGUCAAUAACCUGACGCGGGAGAGCAGCUCCAUCUACGUCUACGUCAAAGACCCCGCCCACGCCUUCCAGCGCACCAUGGUCAGGGUCAUCCUGGUGCGGGCCGGAGAGAACUGCACCAUCCCCUGCCUGGUCACCGACCCCCAUAUGACCCUGCUGGCCCUGCACACCUGUGACGGGCGACCUUUGCCCUCCGCCAUGAAGUACUGGACCCAGCGUGAGCACGGCGUUACCAUCGGCAACGCCCAGAAGGACUUUGAGGGAUGCUACGUGUGUGUGGGGCGCACAGGUGACCACAACGUCACUUCCGGCCAGUACACUCUGGACGUGCGGCAAGUUCCAGAGGAGCUCCCGGUCCUCACCUUGUCUCAGACGGGCAAGGUCAUCUUGCGGAAAGGAGAGAAGUUGGAGCUGACUUGCAGCUCCGCCAACGUCAACCCGGACUUUAACGUCAAGUGGGACUACCCUUCCACUGCGCACCCAGAAGAGUCUCACACCUCUCACAUCCUGUCCGGUUCUCACGGUUACCAACGGGCCUCCCAGCUCUUCACCGCCUGGGUAGAGGGGCCGGACUCGGGGACGUACCGUUGCUCAGCCCACAACGAGAGAGGCGGCAGCUCGGCGGUGCUCCAGCUGGACGUGUUUGAUAAAGGGUUCAUCACCAUGUUGGGUCUCCCAAGUCCUGCACGGGCUGAUGUUCCAGAGGGCGAGAGUCUGAGUCUCCGAGUGGAAUUUGAUGCCUAUCCUGCUCCUAGAUCCCUGUUCUGGUCUUACAAGAACCAACGACUGCUCAACACCAGCGAGCACGUCAUCACCGUCCACCAACACACAUACAGGUUCAUCAGCGAGCUGAGACUGGUGAGGGUUCUCGGAUCGGAAGGGGGCGUCUACAAGUUCUUCGCCAGUCAUGAAGACGCAUCUGUGGAGCACUUCUUCCAAGUGUAUGUCAACAGUGCGCCAGUCAUCAUCGCCCAGGAAGGACCAGUGGACGGUCAGGUGAAGUGUGUGGCUGCUGGUCAUCCAGUUCCUAAGAUCAGCUGGUACCUCUGUGACCUCCCUCACACCAGAUGCUCCAAACUGCCCAACGCCACCCAAUGGGAAACGGUGGACGUCGCCAUGGUGACACGCUCCACCUUUGGCAAGAGCAAGGUGGAGAGCCGACUGAACGUCAGCAAGGAGCACGCCCACUUCCACACCUUGGAGUGUGUGGCCUCCACCGACACAGAGGAGGUCUUCACCCUCUUCUCCAUCAGUGAGCGCCUGGUUCCCCAUGAACUCUUCACCCCGCUUCUCAUCAGCAUCGUGGCCACCGGCGCCAUCCUCUGCCUCUUCCUGGUACUGCUGCUUUACAAGUACAUGCAGAAACCCAAAUUCCAGAUCCAGUGGAAGGUGAUCGAAGGUAUCCAUGGCAACAACUACAUCUACUUUGACCCCACCCAGCUGCCAUACGACUCCAAAUGGGAGUUUUCUCGGCAGAAGCUACGCUUCGGGAAGACCCUCGGCGCCGGCGCCUUCGGGAAGGUGGUGAGGGCCACGGCGUACGGCCUGUGCUCGGGCGACGCCCUCACCACGGUCGCUGUCAAGAUGCUCAAACCCAACGCCCACGCCACCGAGAAGGAGGCGUUGAUGUCGGAGCUGAAGGUGCUCGGUUACCUCGGCAACCACGUCAACAUCGUCAACCUGCUGGGAGCCUGCACGGUUGGAGGUCCCAUUUUAGUUAUCACCGAAUACUGUUGCUAUGGCGACCUCCUCAACUUCCUGCGCAGGAAAAGAGAGACCUUUCUGAAUUCCCAAACUGGGGACGGCUACUACCGCAACGUCUCCGAGCAAACUAAGCCAUCAAGCAGCCAGGUGUCAGGGACAGGAUAUGUGCCGAUGCGUCCAUCUGACAAAGACAGGUCCUCUCAGUCAGAUGAUGUGGAGGAGCUUUCUCUGGAUGCUGAAGAUCUGCUCAGCUUCUCCUACCAGGUGGCCAAAGGGAUGGAGUACAUCACCUCUAGGAAUUGCAUCCACAGAGACCUGGCAGCCCGGAAUGUUCUCUUGACUCACGGCAGGGUGGCCAAGAUCUGUGACUUUGGUCUGGCCAGGGACAUCACCAGCGAUUCCAGCUAUGUGCUGCGAGGCAACGCACGUCUGCCAGUCAAGUGGAUGUCUCCUGAGAGCAUCUUUGACUGCGUCUACACCUUUGAGAGUGACGUCUGGUCCUACGGCAUCCUGCUGUGGGAGAUCUUCUCUCUAGGUAAGAGUCCUUACCCUGGCAUGCAGGUGGGCUCCGCAUUUUAUCGAUUGAUACAGGAGGGCCACAGGAUGAGCAAGCCACAGUUUGCACCCACUGAUAUAUACAACAUGAUGGUCUCAUGCUGGAACCAGGACCCCCUGAAGAGACCCCCUUUCAGAAAACUUGUGGAGAGGACUGAACUCCUUCUCUCAGAAAAUACCAGGAAUGUUUACCUGACGCUCAGCAACACUUCAGCUUCUUCGGAGCAGCAAAGGGCACCAUCGCGGAGACUUAGCUCAGUGUGUAGCACCACAGCUCCCACCCAGCCGCUACUGCAGAACACGGCGGACGUCUUCCUGGACUACGUCUGACGGACAACAAAGUCACAACAAAAGUUGCAUGAGUGCAGAAAUAUCUUUGCUUUUGCCAACAUUUCAAAUACUUUUUUUUUAAGUAGCGUCAACUUCUUUAGUCCAGUUGUCUGCUUCAAUGUCUGCAUUCAGUUCUGCAACCUGGUUGUGGAAACACUUUAAACACGCACUGAGCUUUCUGUGACACGCAAAGUGUUUACGCUUUUCUGCAAUAAGUGUUGUGUUGUUGUUGUGCGUUUGUGUGUGUGUGUGUGUGUGUGUGUUGUGUGCAGGAUACGACAUAAAGAUAAACACUAGACUGGGGUGGGGGGGGGAUUAGACUGGAUUUAUUACACAACAUUGUUAGCUGAUGUCAACUUUAAUCCUGUCAGACUGGGCUGUCUCUGAAUAAUAAUAAUAAUAAUAAUAACAAUAGGGAUCGAUUAGCCAGUUUUUUGGUAACUAGCUUAGCUCAGCAUCAUCACUGGAAACAAAAUGCACUGAUUAUUUUUGUUUACGUCCUAAAAUGACUUGUUAGCAACAUUAUCUUAGCAUCAAGUCCAGAAACCCACGCAGCUUGUUUAUGUUUCGUACCCCCUAACAGCCUUUACUUAACCGCAAGUACAGAAAGUUUAAUUUUUGUUUUAGUUUACUUCCCACAGCGGCUUGUUAGCAACUUUAGCUUCGCAUCGAUACCCCUUAGCAACAUUAUCUUAGCAUCAAGUCCAGAAACACACCUGACAACCUUAGUUUAGCCGCAAAUACAGAAAGUUUCAUUUUUGUUUUUGUUUACUUCCCACCGCGGCUUGUUAGCAACUUAUGGCAGCUCCCGCCGUCAGUGUGUGAAUGUGUGUGUGAAUGGGCGAAUGUGGAAAUACUGUGAAAGCGUUUUGGGCUCCUUAGAAAGGGGUAGAAAAGCGCUAUACAAGUACAACCCAUUUACCAUUUACCAUUUAGCCUGGCAUCGAUACCCCUUAGCAACUUUAGCUUAGCAUCAUGGCCACAAAGACAAAAGAUGCACUGAACGAUAUGUGUUUACUCCCCAGAUUGGCUUGUUAGCAACUUUAGCUUAGCAUCGAUAUCCCUUAGCAACUUUAGCUUAGCAUCAUAGCUACAAAGACAAAAGGUGCGUUGAACCAUUUUGUUUACUCCCCGAUUGGCUUGUUAGCAACUUUAGCUUAGCAUCGAUACCCUUUAGCAACUUUAGCUUAGCAUGACGGCCUUAAACACAAAAGAUGCACUGAACAAUAUUUGUGUACUCCCCACAGCGACUUGUUAGCAACUUUAGCUUAGCAUCAUGACCACAAAGACAAACGAUGCACUGAAACAUUUUGUUUACUCCCCACAGUGACUUGUUAGCAACUUUAGCCUAGCAUUGAUAUCCCUUAGCAACUUUAGCUUAGCAUCAUAGCUACAAAGACAGAAUAUGCACUGAACCAUUUUUUGUAUACUCACUAGAUUGGCUUGUUAGUAACUUUAUCUUAGCAUCGAUGCCCCUUAGCAAAUUUAGCUUAGCAUCAUGUCCACAAAGACAGACGAUGCACUGAACCAUUUUUGUUUACUCCCCAUAGCGACUUGUUAGCAACUUUAGCUUAGCAUCCUGACCACGAAGAGAUGAUGCAUUGAACCAUUUUUCUUUACUCCCCGCAACGACUUGUUAGCAACUUUAGCUUAGCAUCGAUAUCCCUUAGCAAAUUUAGCUUAGCAUCAUAACCACAAAGACAGAAGAUGCACUGAACCAUUUUUGUUUACUCCCCAUAGCGACUUGUUAGCAACUUUAGCUUAGCAUCCUGGCCACGAAGAGACGAUGCACUGAACCAUUUUUCUUUACUCCCCACAACGACUUGUAAGUAACUUUAGCUUAGCAUCGAUAUCCCUUAGCAAAUUUAGCUUAGCAUCAUGACCACAAAGACAGAAGAUGCACAGAACCAUUUUGUUUACUCCCCACAACAACUUGUUAGCAACUUUAGCUUAGCAUCGAUACACCUUAGCAAAUUUAGCUUAGCAUCAUGACCACGAAGAGAAGAUGCACUGAACCAUUUUUUAUUUACUCUCCACAGCAACUUUUUAGCAACAUUAGCUUAGCAUUGAUAUCCCUUAGCAACAUUAGCUUAGCAUCGUAGCUACAAAAAAAGACGAUGCACUGAACCAUUUUUGUUAACUCCCCAGAUUGGCUUGUUAGCAACUUUAGCAUAGCAUCGACACCACUUCGCAACUUUAGCUUAGCAUAAUGGCCUUAAAGACAAAAGAGGCAAUGAACAAUAUUUGUUUACUCACCACAGCGGCUUGUUAGCAACUUUAGCUCAGCAUCGAUACCCCAAGCAAAGUUAAACAUUAUUUCAGGUUAAACAUAUAUUGUUAGAUGUUGUUGUUUUGCAACAAGACCAAGAAACACUCAUGACUGAUAAAGUUUGCCGCAUGCUAGUUGGACUAUUUUUUCACAUUUAAUCCCCCAAAUAAUUUGUCACUGCAGCUUCAUUUCCAGAUUAGAAGCGCACACACAAAUCCCUGAUUAUGUUUAUUUAAUAAUCUAAGUAUCUUGAUAGCUACAUUAACCUCUCAUCAAUACUCCAAACACUAAAUAAACGACUUCAUCUUUUUAGUUCAUUUACCAAAGUAUCUCGUAAGCAAUCUUAGUUUAGCAUCACACUACAUAGAGCUAACAUUGUUUUGUUGAAAUUAGCUCGUUAGCAACCUUAGCUUAGCAUCAACACACAGAUAGCUAACUGUGUUUUUCAUUUAAUACCUAAUUCAUCUUGUUAGCAACCUUAGUUUAGCAUAAAAACACAGAUAGUUGACAUGUGUUGUCAUUUAUUAGCUAAUUUAUUUUGUUAGCAUCCUGAGCUUAACAUCAAAACACAUAUAGUUAACCAUUUUUUGUUCAAUGCAUAAAUUAUCUCGCUAGCUAAUUUAGCUUAGCAUCAAAACACAGCUCGCUAACAGAAAGCAUUUUUUAAAUUUAAUACCAUCUUUAUUUUGUUAGCGUCCUUAUCUUGGCAUCAAGACACCCAUAGCUAGCUAUCCCCCCCCCCCCCCCCCCCCCCCGUUUAUUACCUCAAUUAUAUUGAUAGCACCCUUAGCUCAGCAUGAAAACACAGAUAGUUAACCAUUUUUUUUUUGCUCAAUACAUAAAUGAUCUCGUUCGCAAACUUAGCUUAGCAUCAAAACCCAGAUAGUGAACAAAAAGCUAUCUUGGCAUCAAAACACACAUAGCUAACUAUUCUUUUUCUGUUUUGCACCUAUCUUGUUAGCAUCUUGAGCUCGGCAUCAAAACAAAUACAGCUGACUUCCUUUUUAAGUUUGCAUGUUAAGUGAAGUUACUUUUUAAAGUUUUGUAUUGUUUGUUAAUUGAAUACCGCAAUUAUCUUGUUAGCAUCCUUAGCUAUUAGCAUCCAAGUACAAAUAGCUGACUUGUUUUUUUUUUCAUUGAAUACCUAAACGAUCUAUGAAGCAACCUUAUCUUAUCUAGAGCAGAAAUACACAAAAGUAAUUCCGUUUAAUCACCAAAUUUGCUUGCUAGCUGCAUUAGCUUGGCAUCAAAACACUGAGCUAGCUGACUUUGUCUUUUUAGUUCAAUCAUCAAAGUAGCAUGUUAGCAAGCUUAGUUUAGCAACACACAGCAAUUCAAUCAUAUAUAUAUAUAUAUAUAUAUAUAUAUAUAUGUAUAUAUAUAUAUAUAGUUCAAUCAACUAAAGGCAGUUUGCUGGCGAGCUUAGCAUAAUUUUAGCCUUUAGUUCUUUAGCGUCGCUUGUAAGCUGCCUUAGCUUAGCAUCAAGCCUGGAAACAAUGAAAGUUGAGUCGUGUUAGCCUCACAUUUUACAAAUCCUCAUUUAUUGACGCAACAAUUGUGGAAAUGGGCCGAUAAUCUUUCCUCCAUGACGUGUCUCAAGGUCCUGACACUCAAAAGUCACAAGUCUAAAGAUUCCAUCAGAUUCCGAUUCCCGAGGUGACGAUUCGAUUCAGAAACGAUUCUUGCCAUGUGUAAUUUGUUAGUUAAUUUUUUUUAAAAAGGUUACAAAAAAAAGCUCCUUCUGGUUGCUUGAAAAACGUCCUUUUAAAAAGCGAUUCUUAUUGAAAAAAAAUAUUUUAAAAAAAUAUAUAUUUUGGGGGGGAUUUUUCAAAAUGCAGAAUGGGGAUGAAUUAGAAUCAUGAUUCGGACAUGACUUGAUGACUGUUACUGUUGUAUAUUUUAAUCAUGUGACAAACUAUUGGCAUGUUUGUGUUUUCUUUUCGGGGUUAGUGGGCGUGUCCUCUUUGGUCACAUGACGGUUUUGAUUGGUUUGUUUCGUGUUGAACAACAUGAGUAUGUAUGUACUGUAAAUACAAGGCGUGCCUUUAUUUUGACGGUUGUGUUUGUCAGUGGAGGUUCCUGUGGUUUUGAUACAUUUGCUGGACUUGUGACAAUAAAGAAGAUGCCUGUGA
Messenger RNA from Nerophis ophidion (straightnose pipefish), 7363 nucleotides. RefSeq names its product KIT proto-oncogene, receptor tyrosine kinase b (gene kitb). Gene Ontology annotation, molecular function: ATP binding; transmembrane receptor protein tyrosine kinase activity; cytokine binding. Gene Ontology annotation, biological process: protein phosphorylation; positive regulation of receptor signaling pathway via JAK-STAT; B cell differentiation. The coding region runs from base 92 to 2962 and encodes 956 amino acids. The record is from RefSeq and is a predicted model, not a curated record. Lineage: Eukaryota; Metazoa; Chordata; Actinopteri; Syngnathiformes; Syngnathidae. The transcript has 21 exons. Gene Ontology annotation, cellular component: signaling receptor complex.